ACUACUGCUGCUGCUGCUGCUGCUGCUGCUCGCAUUGGCACAAAGACGCGCGUUUGCUGGGAUUGGAGCUGCAGUCCACUUCACAGCAGCUGCAGUGCCACAAGUGCAGGAGGAAAUCUGUCAGGAAAACUACGCGCCCGCUGCUCUCCUCCCGAACUCUUUGGUGGAUCGAGUGGAGCGUCUUUUAUUUCAUUCUCCUGCAGCCACAGAGAAUAAUGAUCACUUCACACCUACAAUGAGACAACGUGCAGGGCUGAGUGGAGGAGCUGUGUCGGAAGAAGUGCAGUGAGGAGGAGAAGCAGCGCAGAGACUUCCAGGAGACCCGCAGACGAGUGGAUGCCGCCUCCGGUGCGGAGCUGGUCGCUGUCCGACGCGCGAGUGGUGCUGAAAUUUGGAUGAUGCCCGGCCAGCGACUGCAAGGCUGCCGCUCCCUGCACCUCAACGAGGACAACGGCCGCUUCGUGCUGCUCGCCCUCCUCAUCGUCCUGUACCUGCUGUGCGGCGCCGCGGUCUUCUCGGCCAUCGAGCGGCCCUCGGAGCUGCGGGCCCACGGCCGCUGGAACGGGACGCUCCUCAACUUCAGCGAGACCUUCAACGUCAGCCUGCGGGACCUCAACUCCUUCCUGCGGGAGUACGAGGCAGCCAUCGCCGCCGGCAUCCGGGCAGACGCUCUGAGGCCACGAUGGGAUUUUACAGGGGCUUUUUAUUUUGUUGGAACUGUGGUGUCGACUAUAGGUUUCGGGAUGUCAACACCUGUGACAGUCGCAGGGAAGGUGUUCCUGAUCUUUUAUGGUCUUCUGGGCUGCGCUGCCACCAUCCUCUUCUUUAACCUUUUCCUGGAGCGCAUCAUCACUCUGCUGGCCGUGGUGAUGAAGGCUGUAAGGGAGCGACGAAUCAGGAACAGCGGUCUACUCCCGCCAGGCAUCCGCCAUGACUUCUCAGCCUACUCCCUCCCAGGCUGGAAGCCCUCUGUGUACCACGUGAUGCUGAUUCUCGGCCUGUCAGCCAUCACUAUCUCCUGCUGUGCAUCAGCCAUGUACACCCCCGUUGAGGGCUGGGCGUACUUAGACUCGCUCUACUUCUGCUUCGUCACCUUCAGCACCAUCGGCUUUGGGGACUACGUCAGCAGCCAGACCGCCGCUUAUGAAUACCAAAACCUCUACAGGGUGGCCAACUUCCUUUUCAUGCUAAUGGGCGUGUGCUGCAUCUACUCGCUCUUUAAUGUCAUCUCUAUCGUCAUCAAGCAGGUGCUCAACUGGAUCCUCGAGAAAAUGAGCUGCUUGUUUUGCCAGCGCUGCAGUAACGCCAACGCCUUACUGGGCAGACGCAACGCAAUCCGACCGGGCUCCCGGGGUCGCCAGAGUCGGUUUGGCCAGCCGUCCGACUCCGAAGGACCUUGUGAUAGUGACACUGAGGGACGCAGACUAUCUGGGGAGAUGAUCUCCAUGAAAGACCUGGCAGCCUCUAACAAGGUGUCGCUGGCCCUCAUGCAGAAGCAGCUGUCUGAGUCAGCCAAUGGAUAUCCCAGGACAGUCUCUGGCAGCUCGCGCCAUAAUGGUUUCUCUGGGGGGGUUGGCGCCCUCGGUAUCAUGAACAACAGGCUGGCAGAGACGAGUAACUCCAGGUAGAGGCCACAGUCAAACAGGAGUAUGACAGCUCUUCAUGUCAGGCUGUGACACUUUUGAAAUGGAUCACCAGUGUAACUUGUUAUGCAUGAUACAUUUUGAUUUUUCAGAUACUUUUGGAAAUACAAGCCUGUGGUGAUGAUACAGGUAAUGACUUUGAUGGUUUGAUGUUGAUGGCAUGACGAGAGAACCACAGAGUCAACAUUAACAAAUACAUAAGUCGAUUGGGAAGCAUGGGGACCACCCAUCACCCAUUUCAUUAACCUUAAACCCAACCCAGAACAAAUAUCUCUUAACCAUCAGUCCGUAGAAAUAGUCUGUUGUACACGCUCGAUAUAUCAGACUUACAUGACUGAAAUCUUCUGAGCCAAGGGAAGUACACAGUGCAAUCUUAAUCCUUCAUGGGAGUUUGCCAGUUUAUAUGAAUGUACAUAUUUAAUACUCAUAUAGACAUGACGAGUGUAAUCACUGAAUGAUAUAGCACAUACUGAACUAUGCAUUUUACUUUUCAUGCAUUUUUUUGCACCAUUUCUAGACCUUCAAUUGAUUGUGCAAUCCCCAUUCAUUCUUGACACGGGUCAAGUUUCUACCCUCAGGUGACUACUUUUCAUUUCUGGGGCGGUGUGUAGAAAGUGAAGUUUGUGAGCAGGGCAGUGAUGUAGCUGAUUUUGUCAGGGGCUGUAGCGAGGGGAGGUUUUAAGAGAUUAAGGGGCUACAAAGAGUAGUUUCCCCCAUUCCUGGAGAUGGAGGAAAAGAGCAGGGCUGAAGAAUGAAAAUCCAUUUCUCGUGAGAGAGGAACUGGCAUUCUUAUCAGCUCGCAACAUGUUUUGGUGGCUGAGACUUUGACUUGAAGGGUAAAAGACGCCACCUUCCAACUGUUUCUCUCUCUGUGUUUUUUACAAGCCUACAGCUGUCUGCGGGGAAAACAAACGAUAAAGGCUGGCAAUGUAUUAAUUACUCUUUGAAUGCAGACAGCGGACUUAUGUCUUUUUAAAACUAAAUAAAUGGAGUGUGGGUUUAUUUUUUGUUUGAAGUUAAAUAUAAGGGAAAGGAAAGGAGGCAAAUUAUUGUUAUUGGCACAUUAUGUUAAAUGAAGCAGAUCAAACGUAGCCGGGUCAAUCUCCCUUUGCUGGAGUGGGAACACAAACCCCCAAAGGAUUGCUCUAACUUGUAUUGAUUUAUCCUUCGUGGAAAUUCGUCGAGGGUAAAAGAAAGUCUGCAGAGGGUGAUUUUCCUCUUGAUUUCAGUGUAAACGUGUGGCCAAGAUUGAAUGGAUAGAGGGUGUUUUUCGGAAGAACAGGGUGCUACCCUGUCAGGUUUCGAUUGCGAUGUUCGUGUUGCCAGGAACCAUCUAUUCCGAGGAGUCUGUGAUGUAAAGGUGUGUGGUGGUGUUUUAAUGUUUGUAAACAGGAAGACAGAGGAGAAGACAUUGAUUGUUAAAUGUCCGGGAGAGAAGGAAAUCCAAACGUACACACGAUACGAAUCAACGGCCUCUCAAAUCAACUCUUCCUGGCGUCCAUCUUCAUCAUCUUAAUAUCCACGCGGGCCGCUCACUUCUUCAUCUCUGCAUUCACUUCACACACACUGCACCAAAACCCUCCUGCUUCCUUUUUUCUUGCAGAUCUCUGCUCUCUCCUCACGCUCAUCACCCUUUACACUGUGAAUAUGAGACAUGCCAUAAAUGUAUAUAUAUACAUGAAGAACUGGAACGUCUUAAAAAGCGUUCUUACAAUAAGGCGUGACACGGAUCUGGAUCUGUCCUCAGUGUAUUCCAUCACUUCAGAGCAUAGAGCUAAAUAAUUUCCUUCACUCCCCAGUCUCACUGAGAGGACUAGAGAAAAAUGACUCAGGUAGUUCAAACUUCAGGCUUGUCUUAGUUUUUUCCUGCAUGCCAAUAUGGUAAAGCCAUACAAGGUAGAUGUAUAUAAAACAGAGGACUCUUUAAAGUCUAUUUUUCUACUUACAGUAUAGCUUUCAAAUAUCUACAUGUGGAUGACUGAAGAGGUCACUGUCACGUCUCUCACACAAUCCGUCAACAGACUGAUGGGAUGCGACAUUCAGAACUUACCCACCCACAAAACGUAUGGUCAUAGGGAACACAGGCAUUUCAAGUGUUGAGGAAUAUUUAGAAAGAUUUGGAAAAAUGCAUGUACGAUGUAUUGUCGACAGUUAGAUGAGAAGAUGACACCACUUCACAUCUUUGCUGUAAAUAUGAAGCUAAAGCCUAAGUUUUGCAUGAAGACCAGAAGCUAUUUAGUCAUAAAAUCAGAUUCAACGACUGUGGCCAGGAGAGCUCAACGCACUGCAAAUAAAGAAAACACAUGCACAUAGAAAAAACAUGUGCAAAUUAGGAAAACAACUUCAUCAAGUUGACGACACAUGCGCUACAAAAGGUCACGACACAUGCAAAUACAGAAACACGCUCCAAAUAGCGAAAACGACAACAGAAAUGGGAACCAAAAAAGUGAUAAAUCUGGCUGUGGUUCAAUGCUUUGUGAAGUUCCAUCACCACUGACGAGUAGCAGACUACAAUAACUUCGUAGUUUUUUCUGUUUUCACGUGUUGAAACUUCCGUGCAAUAUGCUAACAAAAUCUUUCAGCAGUAGACUUAAAUCAUCAUCAUUGGUUAACAAAUUAUACAUAAAUAUUGUUAAAUUCAUUAGGAAACUAGGUAAAAUUACUAGUUUUAUGACUAACCAGCUAUUGCCCCAUUCUUUGUCUUAAUGCUAAGACAAAGAGCUAAGCUCACCAGCUGCUAGCUAUAGCUUCAUAUUAUAUAAUACCUUACACUGUAAAUAAAGAUGGACGACGCAUCGCUACCUCCUCCCUCAUUACAGAUAUGAAGCCUUACUAACGCAAGAGUUUCGCUCCGAUUACGUCAUUUGGAACAGAUAACGACAUUUGGAGAGAGUCCGACUCAGCUGUCAAUCAUCAUGUUUAAAACUGUUUUGAUAGCAUCAAAUAACUAUCUAAUACCAAACUUAUUGGACAAUGUAGCACUUGGACAUCCACCAGUGCGAUAAGAACUACCUAAAAACCAUCACAUUUAUUUGACGUUCACUUUGACUUUUUAGUUUGGUCCACAUCCACGAUUGUAGCCAGCCACCAGGGGGCGGCUGAGACAUUUUGGCUUCACUUUUAGGGGGAGUCAUGUCAUCCAUCCUUAUAUACAGUCUAUGAUAAAGACAUGUAUUUCCAAAAAUGUUCAUUUUGUUCUUUGACAAUACCCAGUAGAGUGACUCCUGAACCGUGGAGUGAACAUAUGUUGGUGAUGUGGAGCUUGCAGAGCCAGGGGCCAUGCGGUAGCAAAUAACAUACUGUAGUUUCAAUUCAAUGGUGUUUCCCUGCUGCAAUACGUCGCCAGAGGUGGAUGUUUUGCUGGCAUGUCUCUAGAAUAAUGAUUCAUGACUGAUGUAAUACAGUAUGUGAACCUUCAUAUUUCCCCUCAGAGGUUUAAGGUAACAGCGGCAGUGGUUUCAGGAUUGCUAACUGCGUUUUACAAGCUCCUGUGGCUACCUGCUGCAUCGUGUCCUCAACCUCACUUCCAGACAAGGAGCAUGUGUGUGUGUGUUUAAUGCAUCUGUGUGUCCAAACCAGUGUGUACAAGACUGAAAAUGAAAAUUAAAGGACUGUGAAUGUUAUCUUAAAUGCUUCCCUGAAUAUACAUCCCCCGUAGAAGGCAUUUGAUUCAGUAUAAUAACCAUCAAAAUGCAUUUUCCCUCAGUCUGAAACACAUCAAGCUUUUCAAGGCAUUCAAUAGAGUAUUUGAUGUUUGCUCACCUAAAAUGCAUGCGUGUCUUGAAAUCAAUUGCCUUACUUUAGUCCUUGCAUAUGACAAAAAGGUUCCUAACAGAUCUUAGUGUUUAGAGCUUGUGUGUUGUACCAUACACUCCUUUUGCAUUUUGCAAAAAUUAUCUCCAUUGAUUGCAAUGGUUUUAACUGCUCCGCUGUCCCCUGUAUCUCCUGUAAGAGGAGACAGGCGGAACAAGGAUUCACUGUAUGUUUGUUAUCAGCAGAAAUGCCUCUUCAAUGUGAUUUCACUGAUUUAUCUUUUUUUUUUUCGUGUAAUCAAUUCUCUCAUGUUCUCAUCAAAUAUGAAAUUAGAAUGAAAUAACGCAGAAUAUUUAAAGCCCACACUAUUUGUGCAUAACAUGGGUGAACAUAGCAGACUUGGAUCCCAGCGCUAUGAGAUUUGCAGUAAAGUUACAAUCGUUAAUUUAGACGUUAAUUGUCAAAAAUCAGCGAGUUUAUCCCAGUUAACGCAUCGUGCUGUAUUCAAACUGGAAAAUCUGAUCUGUAGUCAACAGCACCUUGACUGUGCAGAAGCUCCAUUAAAAUGACAUGCUCCAUAUCUGUUACAUGCACCAUAAUAAAACAAUUUGUUUGAAAUGAGCAGAGACUGGAGAUGUUGUUAGAGUUCAUCUUAAAGGCUUUCGAUGGUGCUAACAGCGUUAUCAUUAAUUAAUUUCACAGUAUGAUACACAACACUGUGCUCUACUCGCCGCUCUCCUCUGAGGCGGAGCACGUGAACUCUUUUCGCAUUCAGAGACUGUUUACGCUGUUCGUUUCAAGAACAAGAGGCAUUGCACAUUAAUUUGGCUGGGGCACACUGGAAAUGGCUGUUAGCAGAAGGCAGGUAAACAGCUGAGUGGCUCGGUAACAGAAUGAUAUAUUACAGCUCUGUUUGGCUGCUUCUGAUCUCAAACAAGAGUCACACUGUCAGCUUUGAUCCAGAGCUUGAUUCCCAAAUCCACAGGACAUGUGUAGCUGCUGGUUUUUUAUAUAGACCAUAUGAGGACGGUGAUAUGGAGACACAAACUGCAUCCACAUUUCAAUUGAACAGCUGCUCCUGGCGUCUGUAAUCCACAGCUAUGUUGACCUUUGCCUCCAUCAACAUUGGCAUCAGCACCUCGGUGUGUGUGUGUGUCUCAUGUUGCUUGCGUUGUGGUUUGACAUCCAGUUAAUGUAUGCAAAUGAAUUCUGUUUGCAAGUUGCACAUUUAUACCAAUGAUUGUACUUUUAUAUUUAUGUAAUUAAAAGUAAAACCUAUAUGAAACAAGACGGGGGUUCCAUUAAAC
Molecule: messenger RNA, 6703 nt
Organism: Hippoglossus stenolepis (Pacific halibut)
Lineage: Eukaryota; Metazoa; Chordata; Actinopteri; Pleuronectiformes; Pleuronectidae
Gene: kcnk12
Product: potassium channel, subfamily K, member 12
Exons: 2
Coding region: 396-1628 (410 amino acids)
Biological process (GO): potassium ion transmembrane transport; stabilization of membrane potential
Cellular component (GO): membrane
Molecular function (GO): potassium ion leak channel activity
Source: RefSeq, a predicted model, not a curated record